This is a messenger RNA of Diachasma alloeum, 1849 nucleotides long. RefSeq names its product probable dolichyl pyrophosphate Glc1Man9GlcNAc2 alpha-1,3-glucosyltransferase (gene xit). The record is from RefSeq and is a predicted model, not a curated record. The coding region runs from base 207 to 1799 and encodes 530 amino acids. Gene Ontology annotation, molecular function: dolichyl pyrophosphate Glc1Man9GlcNAc2 alpha-1,3-glucosyltransferase activity. NCBI's taxonomy places the organism in Eukaryota, Metazoa, Arthropoda, Insecta, Hymenoptera, Braconidae. Gene Ontology annotation, cellular component: endoplasmic reticulum membrane. Gene Ontology annotation, biological process: protein N-linked glycosylation. The transcript has 7 exons.
AACUUUUCUGACGCAUAUUUUCGUCGAAAUUCUAAUUCCCGAGACAUUCGAAGUGGGAAGAAAUUUUUCGAAAUUGCGUUCUCGAAAUGAUUCGAGACAAUCCAGUUUCCUUCAAUACCGAUGGAAUUCUUAACCUCGGGGUGUCGCUCCGGGGAGACGUAAACAAUACCGGCACUCUCCACGUCACUUUGUAAUUAAUAGUAAUAAUGUCACCACGUGCACAUAAACAAGAAUCGCACAUGAAGGAGAGCCAGAAGGUCUGCCGAGAGGCCAAUACCCAGUGGUCGAGGGACAAAUUGCUGCUCCAAACAUUUGCUCUUGUUUCCUCCAUCAAGGUGCUCUUAGUGCCCACGUAUCAUUCAACGGAUUUCGAAGUCCACAGAAAUUGGCUAGCAAUAACUCAUAGUCUCCCAAUUAACGAGUGGUACACCAACUCAGAGUCAGAAUGGACGUUAGAUUAUCCACCUCUGUUCGCCUGGUUCGAGUGGCUGUUGAGUCAAUUCGGGAAGCUUGUGGAUCCGGAGAUGCUAAAGGUGGAUAAUUUGAAUUAUGCAUCUGGGAGGACAGUCCUGUUCCAGAGGGCAACGGUGAUGAUUUCGGAUUUGGCUCUGGUGUAUGGAGUACGAGAAAUGGGAAAGGUUUAUUCCACUUCCUUCAACAGUUUCGCUGCAUUCUCAUUCUUAACUCUGUGUAAUAUGGGAUUAUUGGUAGUGGAUCAUAUUCACUUUCAGUAUAAUGGCUUUCUCCUGGGAAUUUUACUGAUCGCAAUUGCCAAUGUAUCUAAACAAGAUCAGAUGAGUACUCUAGUGGGUGCAGGUGCAUUUGCAGUAUUGUUAAACCUGAAGCAUCUCUAUCUGUACGUGGCACCUCCAUUCAUCGUUUGGUUGCUGAAGUGGUACUGUUUAAGGUCUGGCCAUUUCUUCCUUCGAUUGAUUCAGCUUGGAGGGAUAGUUCUCACUGUUCUAGCUGUAUCUUUCGGACCAUUCAUGACUCAACUGCCGGAGGUGUUAUCGAGGUUAUUCCCCUUCAAAAGGGGCCUGGUGCAUGCCUACUGGGCUCCUAAUGCCUGGGCUCUCUAUAUAGGGGCUGAUAAGAUGUUAUCACUCGUUUGGAAACGACUGGGCUUGCCGACGACGACCAAAACUGCUGCCAUGACUGGUGGACUAGUCCAGGAAGGGGAAUUGAGUGUUUUACCUACUCCAACGCCACUUGUCGCGUUCAUCGCGACAUUCUUAGCUAUUCUGCCAGCUCUCAUUAUUCUCUUCAAAAGGAAACAAAACCUGCUCAAGCCACGUGAUUUUGUCGAAUGUCUCGUCUUAUGUGGCCUCAGUUCAUUCAUCUUCGGUUGGCAUGUCCAUGAAAAAGCCAUUUUAACUGCCAUUGUGCCACUGUGUGUUCUAGCUACACUCGACUCUUUCAAUGCCCGAGUGUUCAUGAUCCUCAGCGCCGCAGGUCAUACCUCGAUUCUACCUUUACUCUUCCCUAAAAACCUCACAAUCCUCAAAAUCACAAUGCUGUUGACCUAUUCCGCAGCCUCGUGCGUCUGUCUCCCAAAAUUACACAGGACUUCAUUACUGAAAAUCCACGAGUGGCUGUAUGUCGCAGUUCUCCCGUUGGUGACUCUCUACGAAACUCUCAUCCAUAGAAUUGUCUUCGGCGAAAAAUUACCGUUCUUACCUCUCGCUGGAACUUCUGUUUACUGCGCUAUUGGGGUCUUGUACUCGUGGCUACUGUAUUACCACAAUUAUUCGUGUGGCCAAAUGAAAGAAACCAAAACUAUGAAGAAGAAGAAACGGUGAAUUGUACUGAAUGAACAUUUGUAAAUAACAAAAACCAUUGUAACGAUUUU